This is a messenger RNA of Contarinia nasturtii (swede midge), 2272 nucleotides long. RefSeq lists its product as uncharacterized. The transcript is spliced from 6 exons. Lineage: Eukaryota; Metazoa; Arthropoda; Insecta; Diptera; Cecidomyiidae. The annotation marks the transcript as partial. The record is from RefSeq and is a predicted model, not a curated record.
CUAAUUUUUUUGUAAACAAACCGGAUCGUUUUAAUCGAUUCCGAAUGUAUUGACCACAUAAACAUUUUCCUUGUGUGACCAGAUCUUGGGUUGGUAUUAUUACCGGUAAUUUCCAUCCAAUGGUGCUGGACAAUUUUCGUGUGACAUCGCUGACUGUGCUGAAACGUCGACGAGCCGACAAUGAAUUCAUUUCACCCAAUAGUGAUGACGAUUGCAGUGCAACGUUUAAGCUAAAUUUUCGUUUAUUCUCAACAACCGGCAAGAGAUCCAUGGAUUUGGUUGAUAAUGUUGGUGACGUUGGUCUUGACUUUGGCAACGACGAUGGCCCCAACGAAUUUGGAUAGAUAUUUUCGGCGGACAACAUUAUGUUUAACAAAUGAUGAAUGGAAGGCGCCGUUAAUCACAUGCAAAUUGUCAAUUUCUACGGUCACGAUUGAAUAAUUGGGCUUAAUUAUAUUCCUCGAAUUGAAUAUUUCUGGGUUUUUGUUCAAUGAACGUGAAAUUUUUUUGACAGAAGAAGAAAGUGCAAUACUAAUUAUGCUUCUGAAAAUAAAAGUGCGUAAAUGAACGAAAAUAAAGAUGUGUAUGCGCGGGAGUGACAAAAUUCGUGACUCAAUUCAAUCUAAGUCUCACGACAAGUAGCCGAAAUAGGGCAACGACUUUCAUUAAGACAAUGCAAUUCAAUUUCACACUCAACAAAUCAUUAAAUGUCACCCAAAUCCGUCUGUGCAGUUAAACACAUUUUUAGUUUCUUUUUGAUUAAUUUGGCCACAUUCAUCUGGAUUACAAUGUUAUUAUUGAGCAUUCUUUUGACACGAAUUCAUUUUGAUCGUGAAGGAAAGCAAGGCACCCGCUUGAAUGUCUGUGUGUAUGUUUUGGUGGGCGCGUAUAAAAACACCAAUUAUUUGUUACCAAUGGUCAGUUUUGAAAUUGAUGUGCAUUAACCAAGUUAAUUGAAGUGUAUAGUUCUGUAUUCUUUUGUGGAUAAUGUGAAGCAAUUAGCCAUUUAGAGUUUGACCAAAAAGUAUAGGUGUCUUUUUGAAAAGUAUGUUUUCUACAAAUCUUUUUAUUGCUACGGUGAUUUUUUGUGGUCGCAUUAGAGCCGAUGUGUCACAUCUUAAAUCAUUGGCCGGCUCAAUAAGUAACAAUCAUUUUCGAGGAUUUAAUGGAUAUAAUUAUAAUCCGCCAUCGCAUCAAUUACCCAGUCCAGCACCAAAUCCACCGACUUCAACAUUUCGGCCAGAAAUUAUCGUUAACAAAGCAGAGCCAUCAAAUACAUAUUUGCCACCAUCGACUGAAAGUCCGAUAGUGAUUCAUCCACCAGAUGACUUUGUUACAGACGGCUAUUUACCGCCAUUUCUCGAAGAAUUUCCACCUCUGCAAACUGAACCACCGCCCAAUUAUUUACCACCCGAAACUGUACCAGACAAUCAAUACUUGCCGCCGUCCGAUGAAGCAAAUGAAGGCUAUCAAUACUCAAAGCCAAAACAAUCAAAACAUCUACGAAAUUCAAAUUUAUAUCUGAAUACGCGGUCGAGCCCUUUGCACAUAUCGGUGAAUAAUUUGCAGUGUUUGGAAGGGAAUGGUGGUUAUUUUCAGGCGAACAUUGGUGUACAGAGUUUCAUUGAAAAUUUACCGAUAAUCGAUUUGGACACAAUCGAUCCACACUGUCAAUUACAUUUGGUUGGUGUUCGAUUGGUUUUGAGCAUAGCAAAUACCGAUUUUCAACGAUGCGGAAUUGUUGCAUGCGGUGCCAAAGAACUUUGCGUCAAUUUAAGAUUUCCACAAAUUUUCGGUAUGAAAUCACUUAAUGACAGUUUGCUAACGUUAAAGUGUAAGAUACAAGAGAGAGUGGUUAGCCGAACUCAUGCGUUUAGAUUUGGUGUAUCGCAAACGGGUCAAGCAAGAAAUGCAGCUGUAUUUGCCCAUGGCGGAACGAAACAACAUCUUCGUACACAGCUUGGAUUGUAUCGUCAAUCGGGUAGUGGUUUCACGAAAAGUUUAGAUGCCGGUGGCUUUGUUCAAUUGGGCGAAGAGUUAAUGCUUCGAGCUCAAGUAAAAGCUGGCGAUGGAUGGAAUGGUAGUCGAGUUGCAGACGUUUCGUUGCAACGACGUGGUUCAAGUGGUGAGAUUCUAAAUUCGGUGGCAUUAAUAAAAUCAAAUGGAUGCAUAAAUCCACAGAUGCAAUCAGUGUGUUCGGUACCGCCAGUAUUCGAACCACCGUUAGGCUAUCGUUUUGGCUUUCGUGCGGUCAUGUUUCAAGGUAUGAAAA